Messenger RNA from Coffea arabica (coffee), 1989 nucleotides. RefSeq lists its product as uncharacterized. The record is from RefSeq and is a predicted model, not a curated record. Lineage: Eukaryota; Viridiplantae; Streptophyta; Magnoliopsida; Gentianales; Rubiaceae. Gene Ontology annotation, molecular function: RNA-DNA hybrid ribonuclease activity; nucleic acid binding.
AUGGCUGAAGAGGAUAGAGAAAAAACUGCUUUUAUCACCCCUUGGGGCACAUUUUGCUAUCGGGUAAUGCCAUUUGGUUUAAAGAAUACCGGAGCUACUUAUCAAAGGACUAUGACUACUUUGUUUCACGAUAUGAUCCACAAGGAGAUAGAGGUUUACGUGGAUGACAUUAUAAUCAAGUCCAAAAAAGCAGAAGACCAUUUGAUUGAUCUAAGAAAAUUGUUUGAAAGGUUGCGAAAGUACAAUUUGAAACUAAAUCCUGCAAAAUGCGCCUUUGGAGCACCAGCUGGUAAACUGUUGGGAUUUAUUGUCAGCAAAAAGGGCAUAGAGCUAGACCCGGCAAAGAUCAAGGCAAUUCGAGACAUGCCAGUGCCAAAAACGCAGAAAGAUGUGAAAAGUUUUCGGGGGAAGAUUAAUUUCAUUGGAAGAUUCAUUGCCCAAUUAACAGCUACGUGCGAGCCACUAUUCAAGUUGUUAAAAAAGAACGUGCCGUUGCAUUGGAAUGGAGAGUGCCAACAAGCUUUUGACAAAAUUAAGGAUUAUUUAUUGCACUCUCCAGUCCUAGUGCCACCCAAACCGGGCCGGCCUUUGAUCAUGUACUUAUCCGUGCUCGACGGAGCAGUAGGUUGUGUUCUGGGGCAACACGAUGAUUCCGGCAGGAAGGAGCAAGCCAUAUACUAUCUUAGCAAGAAAUUCACUCAGUAUGAGGUUCAUUAUUCAUUUAUCGAGAAAAGCUGCUGUGCAUUGGCCUGGGCAGCUCAAAAGUUGAGACACUACCUGUUAAGUCACAUCACUUAUCUCAUAUCCCGCUCUGAUCCUUUGAAAUACCUCUUGGAGAAGCCGAUGCUAACUGGGCGUUUGGCCAAAUGGCAAAUGAUUCUUUCAGAAUUUGAUAUUGUUUUCACUUCGCAAAAGGCCGUCAAGGGACAAGUUAUAGCCGAUCACUUGGCAGAAAAUCCAAACGACGAUGACUAUCAACCGCUCCAUACUUAUUUUCCCGAUGAGGAGGUUUUACUUGUUGGUGUGGCAGAAGAUAUGAGCGAGUUGUACCCUGAAUGGAGGUUGUUUUUCGAUGGUGCCGCUAAUUCUUUAGGAGCCGGAAUAGGAGCAGUUCUCGUAUCUCCAGAAGGGAAGCAUUACCCUGGGGCCGCUAAAUUGCAAUUUCCCUGCACAAACAAUAUGACUGAGUAUGAAGCCUGUAUUUUUGGUCUUAAAAUGGCUUUGGAAAUGGAAGUUAAGGAGUUGAUGGCCUUCAGUUUAGAAUUCAGACAUCUCCCGCGAGCUCGAAAUGUAUUUGCCGAUGCUUUGGCCACCUUAUCUUCUAUGAUACAAUAUCCGGACGAACUAGGAAUUGAGCCUAUCCGGAUCCAACUUCAGGACAAGCCUGCUCAUUGUUGGGUCAUAGACAAAACAUCUGGCGAAAGCCCUUGGUACAAUGAUAUUAAGGAGUUUAUCAAAACCGGGUCUUAUCCUCUAGAAGCUAGUGCAAAUGACAAGGGUUUCUUGCGCAGAAUGGCCUCGAAGUUUUUCUUAAAUGGAGAGGUAUUAUAUAAAAGGACUUCAGAUUUGAACCUUUUAAGGUGCAUCGAUGAAGACGAAGCUCAAUACAUGAUGAAAGAGGUACAUAGCGGUGUUUGUGGACCUCACAUGAAUGGACAUUUGUUAGCCAGGAAAAUCAUGAGAACUGGGUACUUUUGGCUUACCAUGGAGCGUGAUUGCAUAGAUUUUGUCCGGAGAUGUAUUAAAUGUCAAGUGCAUGGUGAUGUUAUACGCGCUCCUCCCACCGAAUUGCAUAGCAUGGUUGCACCAUGGCCCUGCUCAAUGUGGGGUAUGGACGUGAUCGGCACAAUUGACCCUCCUGCUUCAAAUGGACAUCGAUUUAUAUUGGUGGCAAUUGAAUAUUUUACCAAGUGGGUCGAAGCGGAAUCAUUCAAGCAUGUGACAAAGAAGGUGGUGGCAAAUUUCUUAAGAGAUCAUAUCAUAUGCUGA